AGGAAGGGUGGGGCUGGGCAGGCUAGCAUGUGAGGUGUACGGUAGUGUGUAUGUGUGUGAGUCAGUGUGUGUGUCAUGUACACUCUGGCUUGGUCUUCUCUUCUCAUUUGCCUGACACCGCUGAUUCCUGCCUUCCUCUUAACAUCAUGAUGUCUGCUGCUGCUCCUGCUGCUCCUGCUCCUGCUGCUGCCUGAGCACCACCACAGCUUGUCCUUGCAGGUUUUCAGUACAUAAACCUAGAAGUUCCUUAUGGCAGAGGCAGAUGGUAAAAUGAACAAUUGUCAUGGGACAAAAGAUAAGCAGAUCAAUGGAGCCUCACUUUCUGAUGAAGUUAAAAGUGCAAAAAAAGUGGCUCUUAGAGUUAAAGUGGAUGAAAAAGACUCUGUCAGUUCAGAAAGUGGCAACAAGCCAGGAAGUGGGGCCCAAGCAGCAGUAAAAACUACAGACCAGAUUGGAAAAGUGGCUGGAAACUCUUGUCUUGGGUUUGAAGUUAGCUCACAGAGCAGAGGUGGACAAGACUGUUAUCCACUUCACUGGCUGGUUUGGCAUAAUGACUAUCGAAGACUUGAAACAGAACUGGGUAAAAACAAGCAUAAUCAAGAGCUGCGUGACCCUCGAGGGCGUACUCCCCUCAUGCUGGCUGUUACCCUUGGUCACCUCGAGUCCACUAGAUCACUGCUACGCCACCACUGUAAUGUUAAUGUUGAGAAUAAUGAUGGUUGGACUGUGUUACAGGAGGCCACUGCAACUGGUGACCCAGAGCUUUUGGGCAUCGUGCUGGAGGGGCGAGAUAUGCAGCGUUACUCCUCACGUGUAGCUGGUAUUCCUAGCCUUUUGGCAAAACUAAAAGAGGCACCAGAUUUUUAUGUUGAAAUGAAGUGGGAAUUCACAAGUUGGGUGCCACUGGUUUCUCGCAUGUGUCCAAGCGACACAUACAGGGUAUACAAAAGUGGCUCUAACGUUCGAAUUGAUACUACACUUAUUGGCUUUGACCAGACUAGUUGGCAGCGGGGCAAUCGCAGUUAUAUUUUUAAGGGGCAAGCUGAUGGUGCUACAAUGAUGGAGGUUGAUCACGAAACUUCACAGGUAUACAUGGAGAACAUGCGAACUCUACCACCAGAACAAGCAUAUACUUAUAUGAGACCUCACCCUGGCAUGGUGUCACACAGACUAACUACUCCUAUAGCCAUCACAUAUAUUGACACUGAAAAAAUCAGCUUUGAAAGAGAUAAAGCUGGCAUAUGGGGCUGGAGGAGUGAUCGAAGUGAAAAUGUUAAUGGUCAUGAAUGUAAGGUAUUUUCUGCUAUCAAUGUUGAGCUUGUAACAAAGACUCGCACAGAGCACUUGACUGAUGCUGACAAAGAGAAAUCAUCACCUAGGAGUCCAAUUCAGUCAUUCCUUAAUAUUGCAGAAGUAGAAGAAAAACAAAACUCUCCUUCAUCCUCUGAAGAAAGUGAGACGUAUAGUCUGAACAAUCCAAGUAAUAUCACUGCCGAUGAAUAUUUUGAUCCGGAGGUAGAUUUGCAAUGUCGCGACAUUGGUCGACCAAAAGAAGUCACCAAGAAAGUACAGAGUUUUAAAGCUCACCUUUGGCUGGCAGAAGAGUACCCACUGAAGUUACAAGAUCAAGUUAUGCCAAUUGUUGAUCUUAUGGCCAUUAGCUCUUCCCACUUUGCCAAACUGAAGCACUUCAUUCAGAUGCAACUCCCUAAUGGAUUUCCUGUUAAAAUUGAAAUCCCUCUCUUCCAUGUAUUAACAGCAAGAAUCACAUUUGGAAAUAUAUUUGGGGUUGAUGAAAACAUUAACAAUGUAUCCACUGUAUGUGAGGAGGACAGACUUACGUGUGCUAUAGACGAAGCUGUAUUUGAGCCUCCAGCACACUAUACAAAGAUUGGUCAUUCUGAUGAGCAGCAUGUGCAACUGAGCCUUGAUGAAGAUGAUGCUCUGCUGCAGUAUGCUAUCCAGCAGUCUUUAGUAGAAGCUGGCACAGAACAGGAUCAAGUGGACAUCUGGGAGGCACUGCAGGCUGACCACAGACCAACCCUCAGGCAACAAGGACUUAAUUCGAUACAAGUAUCCCAUGCAAACACACCAGCACAUCUGUCUCUGCACACGGCUGAGGAUGCUCAGCUGCAGCGAGCCAUAGAAGAAUCUCUUGCUCUGAGCAUGGGUACAAGACUCCCACAACUUCCUGGUGCAGGUAACACUGAAAGUAAUUUCCAGAUUGAGCCAGAAGGGGAUAUAGCUGUUCCAGGAGGCUUAGCAAUCACUCCAGGAGGCAGUAUAUUGGACUCUGAAAUGGCUAUGGCACUCUCACUGUCACAGCGUCAUCAGGAAGAGGAGGAAGCACGUCGAAGGCAGGAAGAAGAGACCUUAAAGCGUAUCCUUGAAUUGUCUCUUACAGAAAAAUAAUGUUAGCUAUUAUUUAGAAAUGAAAGUAUCUACUGCCAUAUUACACAAUAAGAACAAAUAAUGCAAUUUUUAUAAUAAACCUUUUGUGAAAAUAUAUAUGAAGUUGUGUUAGACGAGGCUGACUUGACUAAAACUACAAAAUAGUGUUACUUAUAGAACUUGUAACUGAGUAUCUUCAAUCUUAAAAUGACAUACUGUACUGGAUAGGAAGAUGUGAUAUCACUUAACAACCCAGUUUUACCCAGUACAUUCUUGACUAACAUAAUUCAUGAUGUUUCAUUUGUAUACUAUUUGGUGUAUGGUUUAGGAACAUGCUGUGUAUUGGGUCUGCUCACUUUCAACAGUGAUGUAUGGUGCAAUGUGUAAGACAUUGUGAAUAGACUUUGUUGGUCAUAGUGCCUCUACUUGGCCUCCUUUUUUUUCUACAUUAUUCAUAGAAGUAAAUUUAGAAAUUACAGCACAUAGUAAAUUUCUCCAUGCUUUCUUAAAAGCAUAAUUUUUUAUGGUAAAACUAUUGCUUAUAGCAUAUAUGCACUUUCAUACUGACUCGCUUAAUCUUCGAUAUUUUACAUGCCUGAGCUCUUAUAGCAGGGGAUAAUUUAGGCUGCUGUUUUUUUUUGACAUCUGCACUGUAGGUAGGUAACCUUGUACUGAUCCACAUAUGUGGUCUAGUAACCAACUGAUAGUUAUUGUUUCAAAUUUUGAUAGAAAUAUUACCCUUUCAGUUAAUGUUUCUUUUCCUUUUUAAGAUUGCCUACUGGCUGCUCACCCUUCAAAAGAAUACCUUGAUGCUGGCAAGGGCUCUUUAUUAGAGGAACAGGAGUCACCCUCCCCAAAAAAAACUAAUGCUUCCCAUUCCCAAUGCACUGUAUGACUAAUGAUAUUGGCUCUUUCCCAUAAUUAUAAUAUUGACCACUCAGUGAGGUUUAAUACUCCAUGUCAGAUUUAUUGCAUGUAUAUGAAACUAACGACUAAGUAAUCUAAGAUAAAUGGACUCCCUUCUUUUUUAAAUUUGUAUUAAUCAAAUUCUACAAACAGCUGCUGUAGUCAAAAUAGUUUGACAUUAAAUUUAAAAAAUUAAUACUACAGCCUCUUAUGGUGAAUUUAAGUGUCGUGUGAUUGUACCUUAAUUAUCUAUUUGUAAUAACCUAUUUGAAUGUGUGAUUCUUUGUCUGCAAACCUCUUCAUGAAUUGAGUAAGGGCAAAAUUUUUUAAAAAUUUCUCAUUAGAAAACACAUUUAUAUUCAGUGACUGUCACUAUAUACGAAGUUACUAUUUCCCCGAUCAAUAGCUUCCAUCAGUCUUAUGGCGCUUUGUGACUCGUACCGGUUGAGCGUAUUUUGUGAAUAAUAAUAAUGUAUAGGAAAUUGAUGUGACAACAUUCUAACACUUGUUUUCAAGUAAAAAUUCGUAAAUGGAAUAUAGUUUGUAAUGUGACAAUGCAUACAGUAUCUUGGAUGUCUUUUCCUGUUUUCAUGUUAGUCAGGUAUGUAUUAGGUUAGUACAAAUUGUUUUCUAUAAAUGAUGAUUCAGACAAACUUUUUAACUAUGGUAGUCUGCCUAGAAGAAUGCUUAUCCUGAAAGUUUUGUGGCCUUAGUUUUGUAUUGUAAUUAUUCAUUGAAAUUGGGGAGACAAGUUUCUGCUAUUAACAGAGCACACUUUUUCUUUUUACAUCAUUUGCAUGAUUAUUCUUCAUAUAAUAAACAGUAAUGAUGUAUGUAUUGCAGUCAUAUUUAACAUUUUAUUAAUUUUGUUGUUUUAUGUAUAUAUUUUAAAGGGAAAUUGCAACUUAAUACUCUGAAAUAUAAAUUUUGCAAAGUUUG
This is a messenger RNA of Cherax quadricarinatus, 4236 nucleotides long. Its product is annotated as ankyrin repeat domain-containing protein 13D. Lineage: Eukaryota; Metazoa; Arthropoda; Malacostraca; Decapoda; Parastacidae. Gene Ontology annotation, cellular component: cytoplasm. Gene Ontology annotation, molecular function: protein binding. The record is from RefSeq and is a predicted model, not a curated record.